AUGGAUAAAGAUGUAAUCAAUGAUCUGAAAUGGACAUUUAUUGUAGAGCUGUGCUGGUACAACAGAACUAAAUUGAAAGAGUUUAUGGAUGUCCGAGAGACAAGAGGUUGUCGAUCAGCAAAUUAUGAUUUAUGCGCAUCAUGCACGGGACAAGCAGAAGAAGGAAAAGAAGACGUGAAUUGUGUUGGUUCAUGUCCACUUUGA
This is a messenger RNA of Clunio marinus, 204 nucleotides long. The record is from the annotation of a GenBank genome assembly. NCBI's taxonomy places the organism in Eukaryota, Metazoa, Arthropoda, Insecta, Diptera, Chironomidae.